UCCCAUCCUGUCUUAUCACAAAUACUGGAAAAAAUGGCGACGAGUAUACUGCGGUUCCCACUGCGGCUUUCCACCAGAAAUACGGGGAUAAUGAGCCGUAACACCGGCUUGAAAACUGCAAACAUAUCCAGGACGACUCAAAGCAGGACCGCAGUAUCAACAGCGUCGGGGGCAAUCUUACCGAAACCGGAUAAAACACCGUUUGGUCUUAUCCGCAUGACAGUAGUUGUGGUGCCUUUCCUGUAUGUGGGAACUCUCAUCAGCAAGAACUUUGCCGCUCUCUUGGAGGAGCACGACAUCUUUGUCCCUGAGGACGACGACGGCGAUGACUGAGCUAACUUCAGAAAAGAAAUGGGUGCUUUGCAAUACUGGCUGAAAGCAUACCAGCAGGCCCAAGGAAGAUGGGGCACGUUGAUAUCCUAAUUCAUCCUUUUACAUCCACCCAUCUUUUUCCUCUCUCCUGUGCUAUUUGUUGUUUUCACAAAAUUCAUAAAAAAAAGAAAUCAUUAUGUGAGGCUAUCAAAACUUCACGCCUUCACUCUUGUUUGCAUGUUUGUGUCUGUCACUCAAUAAACGGAGUCGAUUACA
Messenger RNA from Siniperca chuatsi (mandarin fish), 588 nucleotides. It is a transcript of the gene smdt1b, whose product is annotated as single-pass membrane protein with aspartate-rich tail 1b. The record is from RefSeq and is a predicted model, not a curated record. Lineage: Eukaryota; Metazoa; Chordata; Actinopteri; Centrarchiformes; Sinipercidae. Gene Ontology annotation, biological process: mitochondrial calcium ion homeostasis; calcium import into the mitochondrion. Gene Ontology annotation, cellular component: mitochondrial inner membrane; uniplex complex. Bases 34 to 333 code for a protein of 99 amino acids. The transcript is spliced from 3 exons.